Penicillium subrubescens is the source of this 4597-nucleotide messenger RNA. Its product is annotated as serine/threonine-protein kinase. The record is from RefSeq and is a predicted model, not a curated record. Gene Ontology annotation, cellular component: cytoplasm. The transcript is spliced from 11 exons. Gene Ontology annotation, molecular function: protein serine/threonine kinase activity; ATP binding. Bases 335 to 4342 code for a protein of 1335 amino acids. Gene Ontology annotation, biological process: protein phosphorylation. Lineage: Eukaryota; Fungi; Ascomycota; Eurotiomycetes; Eurotiales; Aspergillaceae.
CAUUUGCACCCCCAACGCUCUUCACACCAGUCCCUGGUCCGAUAUACGUUGGUCUGGUCUAGUUGCACCGGAGAAUCCCAAAAUCACCUGUCCUCCUCGAAUGCGCAUUGUCUGUUCGUCAACAUCCGCUCGCUGGGGAAUGGCAGCGAAGUCCCUCCUGUAAUGCUCGCUUGACCUGGCGGACAUGAUCUUUGAGACUAUUGCCCUUGGCUCCUGCCUUCUUCCCUAGCUUUUAGCUUCCACCCCACCCCCGUCCACCUGAGACCGCAUUCUGAGACCGGCACUCGGAUCAACAUCAUACUGGGACUUCAGCUCGUUUUGACGACCUGCUGUGAUGGUUUCCCGCUCCAGCGAAACCAGUGAGGGGCAGCGCCCCCUCACCCCCUCCAGGACGCCCGGCACACCCAUGAAACCGCGAUUGGCCCGAAUCAGCACCAGCCCGACCAAGCGAGACGAGAAACCGAAGGAAGAUAAUAAAGUGCUGAAGUCGUCGGCCAUGGAUGUGGCGGAGCUCAAGGACUACCAAUUGGGUGAUUGCCUGGGGAAAGGCGCCUUCGGAUCGGUCUAUCGAGCAUUGAACUGGAACACCGGGGAGACUGUUGCGGUGAAGCAAAUCAAGUUGACGGACCUUCCCAAGACUGAAUUGCGUGUGAUCAUGUUGGAAAUUGAUCUGCUCAAAAACCUCGAUCAUCCGAACAUUGUCAAGUACCAUGGAUUUGUCAAAUCCGUGGAAACCUUAAACAUUAUCCUAGAAUACUGUGAGAAUGGCUCGUUGCACUCUAUCGCGAAGAACUUUGGCCGGUUUCCCGAGAACUUGGUCGGUCUGUACAUGUCCCAGGUCCUUCAUGGACUGUUGUAUCUGCACGAACAAGGUGUUAUCCAUCGGGAUAUUAAGGGUGCCAAUAUUUUAACCACAAAAGAGGGCCUUGUCAAACUAGCUGAUUUCGGUGUGGCCAGCCGGACUACGGGGUUGAGCGAGUCAAGCGUGGUCGGAACUCCAUACUGGAUGGCCCCGGAGGUCAUCGAGCUAUCGGGAGCAACGACGGCAUCAGAUAUUUGGAGCUUGGGAUGUACUGUGAUUGAGCUGCUUGAGGGCAAGCCUCCGUAUCACAACCUUCAGCCCAUGCCUGCUCUGUUCCGGAUUGUCAAUGAUGAUCACCCUCCUCUUCCCCAAGGCGCCUCGCCGGCUGUGAAAGACUUCUUGAUGCAAUGCUUCCAGAAGGACCCCAAUCUUCGAGUAUCCGCGAGGAAGCUCCUCAAGCACCCGUGGAUUGUCAAUGCUCGCCGGACUGAUUCGGUCGUCCCGAAGAAGUCCACAGAGUAUGAAGAAGCCGUCAAGAGUGUGCAGGAAUGGAACGAAGCUUUGCGAUCUCCCGGUGCUGGUACUUCGAGAAAGUCGAACAAAUUCGACCCAAAUGCCGGGCCAUUGCCUGCUGCCCGUAGCAGCUCCCUUGUGGAUACGCUGCCAUCCCCAACAUCCAUCAAGACCGCCGAUCGUUUCCGAUCUCCAUCCUCUAAUGAGGAUGAUAAUUGGGACGAUGACUUUGUCACCGCUAUCUCCCCAAGUGCUCUGCAGCUGCCUCAUUUGAGGCCUCAUGACAACUUCGGUGGGAAGCUUUCCUCUGAGAAGCUCAAAGCGUUUGCGUCCCUUGACGGAACUAUGCUUAGAUCAGAGGACAGCUUUGAGGAAUUUGAAGAGAACUCCCGCGGGUCCAUUCAAGCGGAGAAUGAUCCCCUCCAGACAAUCCGCCCAUACCCAGCCAAGACACCAUCAGCGGAGCCGUCCAAGUCUCGCAGCUCGACAAGGCGCCAACCGAGUAAGGUGCAACAGGCGUCAGCCUUGCAAAAUGGUCCUAUCCUGACUCAAACCCCUGCACCCCCGGUGAGACGACCUCGUCCAGCCGCUCUGUACAAGGAAAACUCCGUCGAGGAUUACACGGACCUCAUCAUGGCCAACGAGGAUGUCCUAGAUCGAAAGUUAGGGGUGUUCCAGGAAUUCGACGAUGACCCCGCCUCUCCAACUCAUGACAAAGAUUGGCAUUUUGACGAUGAGUUGACUGGUCAUCAUCCACAGUUGCGGAAACAGCUCUCUGUGAAGCGUGAUCGCUCCACUAUCGAGAUCCAGAAAUUUGCAGAGAAUGAGAGUGAUGAGGAUUUCUCUGACAUCCUUGGAGCCGAUCAAGUGGCUCUGGAUAAACCGGAGAGUGACGAUGGCUCCGAUCAAAGUACCCUCAUGCUGAACUCCAAGUUGUCUAACAAUUCCUGGCUCGGUGAUCAGGACGAUGACGACGACCCUUUCGCGCAAUUGGAGGAAGGCUUUGACGAAAUGGAUCUGGAAGCCAACAUUGCUCGCGACAAGUAUGCCCGUCUCCGGAAUCAAGUCGAAGGGCUGGUGGGAUCUCUUAAGACAUCUCAGGACGAGGAUGUUCUAGCGGAGAUCUCCGAACAGCUUCUCACGAUAUUUUGUGAUCUUCCAGAGACAAAGAACAUCAUCAUCAGCGCUCAUGGCAUGCUCCCUAUUCUAGAGAUUCUCGACACCUCACGCCGCCGGGACAUCGUCUUUUGUCUGCUGAGAGUGGUCAACGCGAUCAUCUACAAUGACUACGAGAUUCAAGAGAACCUAUGCUUCGUCGGCGGCAUCCCUAUUGUCAAUGAGUUUGCAUCGAAGAAAUAUCCCCGCGAGAUUCGUCUGGAAGCUGCCGCCUUUGUGCAGCAAAUGUACCAGACAUCCACUCUCACGCUUCAAAUGUUUGUCAGUGCCGGUGGUCUCAAUGUCUUGGUUGAGUUUUUGGAGGAUGACUAUGAAGAUGAGCGUGACCUGGUGUUGAUUGGAGUGAACGGUAUCUGGAGUGUCUUUGAACUACAAGGCUCCACGCCGAAGAACGACUUUUGCAGGAUUUUGUCCCGCAAUUCCGUACUAGAUCCUCUUUCCCUCGUUUUGAGUCGAGUCUUGGACGAGGAAGGAGAGCUGGCUGAGGUCAUUGAAGGUCGCAUCGCCAACAUCUUCUUCAUUUUCUCGCAGGCCGAGAAUCAUGUGAAGGAGAUGGUGGCAGAGCGAACUGUUCUGCACCGGGUCCUCAAAGAACUUCGACGAAUGUCGCCUGUCCACCAGGUCACGAUGUUGAAAUUCAUCAAGAAUCUCUCCAUGCUGUCGACCACCUUGGACUCGCUUCAGAAUUCCAACGCUAUCGAUGUGCUCACUGAACUCCUCCAGUCUACCAUGAAGCGUAGCCACUUCCGCGAAGUCUCGAACCAAAUCCUCAACACCAUUUACAACAUGUGCCGUCUCAACAAGACCCGACAGGAGGAUGCCGCGCUCAAUGGCAUCGUACCCUUGCUCCAGAAGAUUGUCAAGACGGAACGGCCCUUGAAAGAGUUUGCUCUACCCAUUCUCUGCGACAUGGCCCAGUCGGGUAAGGUCGGUCGCCGAGAGUUGUGGCGCAACAAGGGUCUCGCAUUCUAUAUCUCUCUACUUGCGGAUCCGUACUGGCAGGUUACAGCUUUGGAUGCGAUUUUCACUUGGCUUCAAGAAGAAACUGCCAAGGUCGAAGAGCACCUUUUGGAAAACCGACAUGACAAGAUGUCUUUCACGGAUGCUAUCGUGCGAUGCUUGACGCUUUCCAAGGCCAAUGCUUUUGAAAAUCUGCUUGAGCCCCUGCAAAAGCUUUUACGAUUGAGUCCCCCCGUAGCAUCAACUCUGGCUCGGGCCGACCUGUUCACCAGACUGGGACAGAAGCUUCACCACAACAAAGCCGCCAUCCGACUCAACCUCCUACGUAUUAUCUCCAGCAUCUGUGAUUCCAGCGAGCAACAGGGCGGCUUACUUGCUACGUAUGGCCUGCUGGAUGCGAUUCGGGAACUCGAACACGAUCCCGCCAUCCUGGUGCGAGACAUGGCAGGAAAACUAGUCCAAUCUAGCGAACGGGGCAAUAAUUCCCUCGGUCUCAUGCGCAGACCUACUAGCCGCCGCAAGAGUACCUCCACCUCCAGCCCCAACCCUUUCGCCGGCUCUACACCUUCCACUCCCUCCGCCAAUCGUUCCAGUCAAUCCCGUGCCUUCCUCGAAGGCCGUGAAACACCCCGUCACCCCCGAAAUGCCCUCAGCGGCUCCUCUCUCGCUCUCCGGCCGGGUAGCCGUGAUGGCAGUACCUCCUCUCUAGGCUCUGCCCUUAAUGGCAGCGCUGCGGCUGCUCGACCUCGAAUGCCUCGAGGCAUUUCCAACCGCCUCUCACAGGUUGAACUCCUCCAGGAUGAUGAUAAAGCCCCAAAUUCGCUCAGUCGGCGAGCCUCUAUCAUUCCCCGUCGUCGACGUCCUACCAUUGCUGAUUCCGAGUGGACAUGAACAUCCUGGGUGUGCGAACUGAACUUAGUCAAGCAAGUUUUGCACUCUUUGUGAUUUUGUUUUGUUUUGUUUGUUUGUUGGUGAAAACCAGGCGGCGUCGAGAAAAAAAGAUGGGGACUGGGUUAAAGGGAUAAUUUUCUUUUUCUUUUGUUUAAACAGUUUCCUUUUCCGCUGCCUAUGUUGAAGCACUGGCUGCUGCACAUAAGAGCCUACAUAAACUUUUCAAUGACACAUAAUUACUCGCUGUUAUACACA